AUGGUUGCUGACAUGCGACAGGCAGGCAGCCUACUCCAGGGCUGUAUCUGCAUGCAUGUGACCCUUGCAGCACUCAUCGCUAUCACGCUUCUCGGUCUUCUGUCACGCAUGGCUUUGUCAUCGCCUACAGGGCCCGUCUCUGCAAAACUGCUGCUGGACUGGCGCCAGCGCAAUGCGGCGGUGCGUUAG
Messenger RNA from Alternaria burnsii, 189 nucleotides. RefSeq lists its product as uncharacterized. Bases 1 to 189 code for a protein of 62 amino acids. Lineage: Eukaryota; Fungi; Ascomycota; Dothideomycetes; Pleosporales; Pleosporaceae. The record is from RefSeq and is a predicted model, not a curated record. The transcript has a single exon.